This is a messenger RNA of Trametes versicolor FP-101664 SS1, 429 nucleotides long. RefSeq lists its product as uncharacterized. The coding region runs from base 1 to 429 and encodes 142 amino acids. The transcript is spliced from 2 exons. The record is from RefSeq and is a predicted model, not a curated record. Lineage: Eukaryota; Fungi; Basidiomycota; Agaricomycetes; Polyporales; Polyporaceae.
AUGUCUAUUGCGGCACCCACCAUAACGUCCUCCAUCAUUCCAAAACGCCCCGCCAUCACGGAGCCUGCGACGGCGACUGUCUAUGAUAUGACCAUGCCUGUCAGUUUACGCGAGCUGGCCACCCACAUCGCUGGCGCAGCUGAGAGAGCAUCGCUGUGCCCGCCGCCUACUUUGACCGAAACGGCCGUCGUUUCUGCGCGCGUCCAUCGCCACCGUGGCAGCACAGAGGCUCGCGGAAAAUACCGCUUCCACCCGUACCUGCGGCCCAACCACGUCAGGAAGCCGGGGCGCGCGGCAGGAUGCUCGGUCAAGCCUGCUGUGGUAGUGGGUGCGUCUGCGUUCCUCGGCUCACCUGUAUUCGCGCCCCACGGAGACAAUUAUGGCACCGCGCCCGUAUCGGAGUUUUACAAAAUCAAGGCGGCCUUGUAG